AAGAUCUUAUUGAUGUUAAAGUAGAAGAUAUAAAAGUAGAUGAGCAGACGCAUGUGAUGGGUGAUCAGCAGUGUAAGGAGGAGGAAAUCCCUACAGAUAUCAGCACAGACUCCUCUAAAGAUCCAUCUACUGAUAUAAAGGAGGAAUCAGUCUCAUGUGAUGGAGACCUCACACAUACUGACAUGUAUACAGCCGCAGAUCAUACACAGAAAAUAUCUACUCAUCUAAAAAGCAACUGCAUUACAAAUGCGUCUUGCUCUGGAUGUGAAAAAUGUUUUACUCUUAAUUCAGACCUUGUUAUACAUCAGAGGAGUCACACAGGAGAGCCACCAUAUUCCUGCUCAGAAUGUGGGAAAGGGUUUAGAAGUAAUUCAGAACUUCUUGUACAUCAGAUGAUUCAUACAGAUGAAAAACUGUUUUCUUGCUCAGAAUGUGGGAAAUGUUUUAAAGUAAAUUCACAUCUUGUUAGACAUCAGAUGAUUCAUACAGGAGCAUCCCCAUAUUCCUGCUCUGAAUGUAAGAAAUGUUUUAGAUGUAAAUCAGAACUUGUUAUACAUCAGAGAAGUCACACAGGUGAGAGACCUUAUUCUUGCUUGGAAUGCGAGAAAUGUUUUCCAAUUAAAUCACUACUUGUUAGACAUCAGAGAAGUCACACAGGUGAGAGACUAUAUUCUUGCUCGGAAUGUGAGACAGUGUGUAUAAGUAAUUCAGAACUUGUUAGACAUCAGAGAAUGCAUACUGGAGAGAAACCAUUUUCCUGCUCUGCUUGUGGGAAAUCUUUUACACGGAAAUCAGAUCUUGCUCGACAUCAGAAAAGUCACACGGGGCAGAGACCAUAUUCCUGCUCUGAGUGUGGGAAAUGUUUUACACGUCUUCCACAUCUUGUUAGACAUCAGAGUCUUCACACCGGAGAGAGACCGUAUUCUUGCUCUGAAUGUGGGAAAUGCUUUACACGUAAUUCACAACUUGUUGUACAUCAGAGGCGUCACACCGGAGAGAGACCAUAUUCUUGCUCAGAAUGUGGGGAAGGGUAUAGAAGUUUUCCAGAGCUUGUUAGGCAUCAGAGAUUUCAUACAGGUGAGAUACCGUUUUCUUACUCAGAAUGUGGGAAAGGGUUUGAAGUAAAUGCACUACUUGUUAGACAUCAGAUGAUUCACACAGGAGCAUACCCAUAUUCCUGCUCUGAAUGUGAGAGAGGUUUUAGAUAUAAAUCAGAACUUGUUAUACAUCAGAGAAGUCACACAGAUGAGAGACCGUAUUCUUGCUCGGAAUGUGGGAAAGGGUUUAAAAGUAAUGCAGAACUUGUUAUACAUCAGAGACGUCACACCGGAGAGAGACCGUAUUCUUGCUCUGAAUGCGGGAAAUGCUUUACAUGCAAUUCAGAACUUACUAAACAUCAGAAAAGUCACACAAGAGUGAACCCAUGAUAUAGGUCUGAGUGU
Molecule: messenger RNA, 1442 nt
Organism: Pseudophryne corroboree (corroboree frog)
Lineage: Eukaryota; Metazoa; Chordata; Amphibia; Anura; Myobatrachidae
Product: zinc finger protein OZF-like
Exons: 3
Coding region: 57-1427 (456 amino acids)
Source: RefSeq, a predicted model, not a curated record